GGGUGCUUCAAAGUCUGUCCCUUCCCCAACCAGACACAACUCCAUCUCUUGGCCGCAGCACAGCCGACUGCGCGAGCCAUGACCCAGCUCGCCGAGCUCCGCAAGCAGGAAGGAAACCAGUUCUUCCAGGACCAGCUCUACGAGAAAGCGAUUCAGGCGUACACCUCCGCCAUUAUCCAUGACAAUGGCAAUGCAGUCUACUACACCAACCGAGCACUGUGCCGCCUCAAGCUCUACGAAUAUACCAAAGCUCGCCAAGACUGUGAGCGGGCUAUUGAGCUGAACCCGAAAGCAGUUAAGGCUUGGUACUUUCUCGGGCAGGCACUCUUGGAAGACGAUGAGUCGAUAGAACGGGCGGUCGUCUGUCUUGAGAAAGCACACCAGCUUGCCAUCGAAACCAAGAUGAUUUCGUUUGUCAAAUCGAUCGACAAGACGUACCUCCAAGCGCGCAAGAAGAAAUGGGAACGUGCCGAACAGCGCCGCCGAGAGCGAGAGAACAGCUUGCUCCCGUUCCUGAAGCAGCUUAUCGUACGCGAGCGAGAUUCGAGGCUUCAAUCCCAUGUGGCCGACACUACGAGCAGCGCGGAAGAACUUGUAAGCCCUCGCGGACGAGCGCCAUCGACGCAGAGCCGGGACGAGCGGAUUGCGCAAGUCGAGAGGCUGUUCAAGGACUUGGAUGUGCUUCGCAAGCAGCAAGAGGAGCGACGAUUCGUGCCUGACUGCUUCCUGGGCAAGAUUCACUUUGAAGUCAUGACCGAUCCAGUCGUCACCCCAGCGGGAAUCACGUACGACCGCAGCGAGAUCCUGGAGCAUCUCGAUCGCAUUGGAGGCUACGAUCCCGUCUCGCACACGCCGCUUGAUGAGGCCGACUUGGUACCAAACCGGGCUCUCAAAGAGGCGAUCGACGAAUACCUCAACGGGCAAGGAUGGGCUGUCGACUAUUGAAUCGCCAUCAGCAUCGGAUGAAGAAGAAGAGGCCUCUGACGGCGUGUGCGCCUCAGAAGUGGUCCUCUGCAGCGUGCUCGCUGGGUGGCUCAUCCGCAUCUGCCCCGGGUCAUGAAUAUAGACGUAUACACUGAACGCAUCCGGGUGCCCGCCACUGCUCCCGCCGGUCGACAUGUUCGGAGGCUGCCACAACAGCGCCAUAAUCUGGACGACUAAUACCAGCGUUUUCUGGAACAGGAGUGCGACAUGCAAAUCGGUCAUUGUCCGAAAGCGUUGGCGGAGCUUGGUGUCAGCAAUCCAAACCUGCGCUCAAGCAUCGGGGCACUUGCUGUACCAAAGGCUCAAUCAAGCAUCCUGCAGAUGCUCCCCUCCAGCAGCUUCUGCAGCCGCCCUUGCAAUAUCGGCUGUCCCACUAUUCUAGA
This is a messenger RNA of Polychytrium aggregatum, 1367 nucleotides long. Its product is annotated as Stub1 protein. The transcript is spliced from 11 exons. Bases 79 to 945 code for a protein of 288 amino acids. Gene Ontology annotation, cellular component: cytoplasm. Gene Ontology annotation, biological process: protein polyubiquitination; proteasome-mediated ubiquitin-dependent protein catabolic process; cellular response to misfolded protein. Gene Ontology annotation, molecular function: protein-folding chaperone binding; ubiquitin protein ligase activity. The record is from RefSeq and is a predicted model, not a curated record. NCBI's taxonomy places the organism in Eukaryota, Fungi, Chytridiomycota, Chytridiomycetes, Polychytriales.